AGUUUUUCUUUGUUUCCAAUUGUCCAGGUGUCCCUCUUGCCUGAGAAUGACAGAUGGAAUGAAACUAGAGCUCAGCUGCUUGUGCAGAUGGAUGUUAGUAUGGGAAGAAGAGGGGCUGAGGAGAUUAUUUUUGGAACUGACCAUAUCACAACAGCUUGGAGUUAUGACCUACAGUGAUACUGGGAAACCGAGUCCAGAAACUCAAUCUGCUAUUGAACAAGAAAUUAGAAUCCUUCUAAGGCACUGGUGCUGGUGUCUAGAAGCGGCGAAGAGCCGAGCGGAAAGUGGAGUGUUGGUUAAGCCUCUAGGCUUUGCAAUGAAGAAGUUUUUUUGUUUCCGGACUGGGAAGGUGUGUUCAUCCUCGACCAUUGACAUCGAGGGGAUGAAUGACUUGAUGGCUUCCGUUCACAAGGAGGAAGUCACGGAGACCCAGCCACGGUAUAACAUCCGCGUGAAAGAGCUCAAAAAGAUCCACAAAGUUGCUGUCAUGGACAACAUAUUCAAAAUGCAGCGGUUGCUACUGCGUGGGAAGAACGUGAAUAAAAGAGACAAGAGGAAAAGGACGCCUCUCCAUCUGGCCUGUACCAUCGGCCAUGCCGACAUGGUAGAUUUUCUUGUUGAGAGGAAAUGCAAGCUUGACCUCUAUGAUGGAGACUGUAGGACUCCUCUAAUGAAGGCUGUACAAUACCAGGAAGAGGCAUGUGUAACUAUUCUUUUAGAACACGGUGCUAAUCCACAUCUUACGGAUAAGUUUGGCAAUACUGCCCUCCACUAUGCUGUUGCUGGUGAGAACACAUCAAUAGUAGAGAAGCUGAUUUUAUACCAUGCAAAUAUUGAAGCAAGAAACAAGGUCGAAUUCACACCAUUUUUACUUGCUGUAAUUGAAAACAAUCAUGAAAUGGUGGAAUUGUUAAUUAGAAAAAAAGCAGAUGUACAUGUGGUUGAUAAGUUUAAAAGAACAGCCCUCAUGCUUGCUGCACCUUCUACAUCUCCAGAUGUAGUCAGGCUUCUUCUUCAGCAAGGUGUUAAUACCUCUUCUCGAGAUGAACGUGGAUGGACGGCAGGAGACUAUGCUCUUUUUAGUGGAUUUGAUGGCAAUCGCCAAAUAAUUGCCAAACAUACAGAAGAAAGACUUAAAAAUUUUUCGCAAAAUAACAACCCAGUGGCGAAUAAGACUUCUGAAGAAGACUCUUUAAGCAGUAUUUCCAUUAAACCUGGUGAUGAUAAUGCUUCAUGGCCUACAUCAGAUGAUGAAGACUUAAGUUUGAAUAUGAAGGUAAUGUACUCUCUUGUGAAAUUAAUUUUUCUGCUCUGAAUUUAGUUUUGUCUAUUAUUUUCUCCUAAAACUUAGCAGUGGCCUGCCUAUCAUCAUUUUAUGUUUGAAGUGGAAAGUUGGUCAGAACAAACCACUUUAUAGAAAUAGGACAAGUUGAAUUUUUUUUAACUCUGUUAAAUAUCAAAGUUAGAAAAAAUGGGCUGGAAAUAUAUAAUGACAGGAAAAUUAUAUUGGGAAAAGCUUUCCCAUGAUGGAGGAAAUACGGCAUUUGGUCAAGGAUAAGGAUUCUUACUGUGAGUUUUAAAUUAUCAUGACUUUUCUUUCUUUUCCUUUCUCUUUUUCUCUUUAUCUCUCUUUUUCUUUUCUUCUAACAUGACUUUUAUAAUACUCAUGCCUAAAUGAAUCUUUAGUGGAACCAGUUAUUUAUUACAGAUUGUUUUUUCUUGGACAUUUUUUAUUUUGGUAGCAUACAGUUUUAUGAUGAAGGGU
This is a messenger RNA of Mustela erminea (ermine), 1765 nucleotides long. Its product is annotated as ankyrin repeat domain-containing protein 7-like. NCBI's taxonomy places the organism in Eukaryota, Metazoa, Chordata, Mammalia, Carnivora, Mustelidae. The record is from RefSeq and is a predicted model, not a curated record. The coding region runs from base 47 to 1315 and encodes 422 amino acids. Gene Ontology annotation, molecular function: protein binding. The transcript is spliced from 10 exons.